CGCCGAUCACCCCAGCCACACCACUUGGAGACAUCGCGUGUUGCUGGUUUGGACUGCAUAUGGGCUAAAAGUUUUGUUGCGCAGCUUUGCCGAAAGGUGACCAUGGUGAGAGCUGCGAAAGUGGAUGGGACUACGGUGCCUCGCAGUCGGCCCCAUUUGAAUCAGAUCAUGGUGGGUCUAGUACUUCUGGCCAUGGGCACCCUCAUCGUCUACAUGUAUCGCAUCAUCGACGACCUGCAUAAAGAGCAGCAGGACCUUCGUGGUCAACUCACUGCAAUGGCCAAAGACAAGUGGCCACACCUCUUGGUGCAUCCUGGCAGUGAGAAGUUCUUGGAUUCCAAAGGUGAGCCUCAACGCUUCGCAAAGACCGUGGGCUCUAAGGAGGACAGGCUCCGACGACCCGUAGAGCAUCGAGUGGAAGAGGUGCAUCCUGGGCACAUGGCUGCGUUCGAAGUGCCCAUCGGCGCAGAAGAGGAGAAGCGACGCCUGGCGGGCUUUUUUACCACUGGUACAGCCGCAGGCGUUGGCUGCUUUGAGGUGGCGGACUCGGCCACUACCACCUACACCGUCUCCAGCGCAACAGCCUGCAACAGCAAUGCCUGUCCGGACUGUUUCAUCACGCCGGCCACGGUGAGCCAGGAUAUGACCAUCACCAUUGCGGCCUGCAGCACGGCCCAGUGGAUCCGCUCGACGACCCGCACGGGCGCUUGGGAGUACAAGUUCAUCAACACUCACGCAACGUACACCAUGAGCAUCACGGACAACAGUGGAUCCGGGAUCACCUACAAGGUGCCCCCUCAAAGCCACGUGACCGGCUGGUGUACCGCCAGUCUGGGAACGAAUGAUAGGCUGUAUUUCCCUAGCACCACCUUGCCAACGCUCUCGGUGGAUAGCGGCUUGACCUUGUCGGCUGGCGCCUUUGAUGCCAGCGCCAGCUCAGGUGCUUUCAGCACGAGUUCGGGCACGAACACUUUGAACGGCAACACCGUCAUCAACGGUGCCGGCACCUUCAGCACGGGCACCGGCAACGUUGGCCUCAACGGCAACGUCCUCAUCGCCGACUCGAUGACCUUCACCGUAGGCUCCGCGGGCAGCGGCGGCGCGGCCGCCUUCUACGGCACCGUGGCGAUCGGCGCCUCAGGUGUGGCGGGUCAGGGGCGCACCCUCACGUUGACGGGCGACUUGACCCAGCAGGACCCGACCAGUAGUACGGCUGCGUUCACCACGGGGAGUGGUGCUGUGGGGAUCAAUGGAGACGUGACCAUCGCAGCCAACAAGCACCUGACGAUGACGAACACGGGCACGGGUGCCUUUACCACAGGCACUGGCGCGAUCACCCUCAACGGCGCCACCACGAUCACGGGCAGCAACACCUUCACCACGGGCUUGGGCAAUGUGGAACUCAAGGGUGCCACCACCGUGGCGGACUCGACCGCCUUCACGGUGGGUUCGGCCGGCGCGGGUGGCACCACCACCCUCUAUGGAGCGGUGGUCGUUGGUGACUCGACAGGCGCCGCAGCUGUGACGGUGAACGGCAAUAUCGCGCAGGCCGACGUGGGUGCGACCCAGACGACCUUCACCACGGGGACCGGCGCCGUCAGCCUGAAUGGCGAUGUGGCUGUGGCUAGUGGGAAGAACCUGCACAUGGCUUCCGGUGGCGCGGGAACCUUCCAGACGGGCACGGGGACCGCGACCAUCUACGGCAACCUCCAAAUAUCGGGGAGCAAGACCUUCACCACGGGCACGGGCGCGGUGUCGCUGCAGGGCACCACCAACGUGGCCGACGGUGUGGCCUUCUCGGUGGGAUCCAACAACAAUGGCGGCCUCGCGCAGUUUUUCGGCCAAGUCAUCAUCGGUUCAGGCACUGCGAACGGUGCUUCCACGCAGCUGGAUUUGUACGGCGACUUUGUGGGGCACGAUGACUUGGAUGGCACCGCCAAAACGUUCGCCACGGCGACGGGGACCUCCACUUUCAAUGGUGAUGUGGCCAUUGCCUUCAACAAGGAUCUGACCAUGAGCAAUACUGGCACUGGCACCUUCACCACCGGCACGGGUGCCAUCGCCCUGAACGGCGACGUGACCAUUGCCGCGGGCAAGACCUUGACAGUGACCGACUACACCAACGCCAUCCAGUGCAACCUCGCCUCCACCGCGCCGGGCGACACGUUCUGCAAGGCAUCGCGGUGAGGCAGCGGGUCCGGACGCCGGCAGCUUCCGCCCUGGGCGGGCAGCGGAAGCGGGGAAGUGGUGGGAUGUCCAAGCAUCAGUGCG
Durusdinium trenchii is the source of this 2271-nucleotide messenger RNA. NCBI's taxonomy places the organism in Eukaryota, Dinophyceae, Suessiales, Symbiodiniaceae. The record is from the annotation of a GenBank genome assembly.